This is a messenger RNA of Pelobates fuscus (common spadefoot toad), 3202 nucleotides long. RefSeq names its product sarcolemma associated protein (gene SLMAP). The transcript has 22 exons. Lineage: Eukaryota; Metazoa; Chordata; Amphibia; Anura; Pelobatidae. Gene Ontology annotation, biological process: acrosome assembly; single fertilization. Gene Ontology annotation, cellular component: acrosomal membrane. Gene Ontology annotation, molecular function: protein binding. The record is from RefSeq and is a predicted model, not a curated record. Bases 525 to 2999 code for a protein of 824 amino acids.
CCCCUCCACCCUUUACACCCCUACCCUGUGAAUGCUGGACAUUGUACAUAGCCUGGUGAUGGGGAUUGAAAACCAGGGAGCCAUCUGUAUGUGACCGGCCUGAGCCCCCCCUCGCCCACCUGUGCUCAGAGUGGAAGGAAAUCCUUGUGAAGGAAGUAGUGACUGCUCACCCCCCUGUAUGUGUGUGCUCUGGGCACAGACAUUGCUAUUCUCAGUCUGGCAGGUUUUACCUGCUUCAAUCCUGAUGAUGGAGUGAGAGUCAGGCCCUCUGGAGGAGUGCUGAAGGUCUUUAUUGCUAGUGGUGGUCUUUUACAUGGGACCAGUAUGGGGUAUUGGCUGGGGUACUGGAAGGAUAGCUUACAGACUGACCCAAAAGCCUUUUAGCCCAGGUGUGUUAUGAAUUGGUAAUACAUUUGCAGUGGAAAUUGCUGAGGACUGGUUCGUACAGCAGAGGGUGGCCUGGACCAAUUGAGGCUCUUAACUUCGUUCCUGAUUGGAGUGACCCUCCGCCCAAGCUGUCCCAGAUGCCUUCAGCCUUGGCGAUCUUCACCUGCCGCCAGAAUUCUCACCCUUUUCAGGAGCGACAUGUCUACCUGGAUGAGCCAGUCAAGAUAGGCCGCUCAGUGGCCCGCUGCCGCCCAGCGCAGAACAAUGCCACCUUUGACUGCAAGGUGUUAUCCAGGAACCAUGCACUUGUAUGGUUCGACCAUAAGACUGGCAAGUUCUAUCUCCAAGACACUAAAAGUAGCAAUGGUACCUUUAUAAACAGCCAGCGGUUGAGUCGAGGUUCAGAAGAAAGUCCGCCAUGUGAGAUCCUCUCAGGUGACAUCAUUCAAUUUGGGGUUGAUGUGACUGAGAACACGAGGAAAGUGACCCAUGGUUGUAUAGUGUCCACAAUUAAACUCUUCCUACCAGAUGGCCUGGAAACCCGGCGGCGGGCAGAUGUCAUCCAAGCUACAUUACCCAGUCCUGUUGACAAGGUUGCUGCUCACACUCCCAGUAUGUACUCUCAGGAACUAUUCCAACUAUCUCAGUAUCUACAGGAAGCCUUACAUCGGGAACAGAUGCUGGAACAAAAGUUGGCCACUCUUCAGAGGCUACUAGCCAAUACACAGGAAGCUGCAGACACUAGUUGGCAGGCUCUAAUAGAUGAAGACCGGCUGCUAUCAAGGCUAGAAGUAAUGGGGAACCAGUUGCAAGUUUAUUCAAAAAAUCAAACAGAUGACACUCUUCGUAAGGAGUUGAUCGCUUUGCAAGAGGACAAACACAACUAUGAAACAACAGCCAAAGAGUCCCUGAGGCAGGCUCUUCAGGAGAAAAUUGAGGUGGUUCGGAAGCUGUCAGAAGUAGAGAGAAGUCUGAGCAACACAGAAGAUGAAUGUACCCAUCUGAAAGAAAUGAACGAACGGACUCAAGAUGAAUUACGAGAGCUUGCCAACAAGUACAAUGGAGCUGUGAAUGAAAUUAAGGAUCUUGCAGAUAAACUCAAGGCAGCUGAAGGCAGACAGGAAGAAAUCCAGCAGAAAGGCCUGACUGAAAAGAAAGACCUUCAACAUAAAAUCAGUGAGAUGGAAGAGAAGGAGCAGGAACUACAAGCAAAAAUCGAGGCCUUGCAGGCUGACAACGAUUUCACCAAUGAGCGUCUCACUGCUUUACAAGUACGGUUAGAGCUUCUUCAAGAGAAAACACUUAAGGAGCACAGCAGUUUAGGUAUUCAAGUUGAUGACUUCAUACCUAAAAUCAACGGUAAUUCUGAUAAAGACAAGCUUAUAAAUGACGAACAUCUGACCAAAGUGGAGCAGGAGACGCUGCAUCUGAAAGGUAGUCCUGCAGAAGUAAAAGAUUCUGAUUUAUCAGAUACCCUCAGCCCAAGCAAAGAAAAAAGCAGUGACGACACUACAGACGGCCAAAUGGAUGAGCAAGAGCUUAAUGAACAGAUCAAUAAAGUUACAAUAUUAAAAGAUGAACUGCUUCAUGCACAGUCUCCACCAAAUGAGACAAAACAAGAAAUCCAACAGCUUCGCAAAGAAUUGGUAGAUGCCCAAGAGUUGGCCAAAUCUAGCAGGCAAAAAUGCAUGGAACUCCAAGCACUUUUAGAAGAGGAGAGAAAAUCCAGCAGACAGCAAGCAGAGGAAUCCACCAAGCAAAUCCAGCAACUUCAAGCUCAGUUGCAUAGGUUACAGGAAGAAAUAGAAAUAUUAAGAGAGGAGAAAGAAAAUGACAUCUCCAGCACUCGAGAAGAACUAAUGAAUGCCCAGGAGGAGAUUGCCAUUCUGAAGCAUGUGUCUGAACAGGUGGCCACAGAGCGAGAAGGGGACAUAGCUGAGCUCCAGGGAGAACUGCAGGAGGUGCGGUUCGAGCUUGAACACUGGAGGAAAACGGCUUCCAAAUAUGAGAAGGAAAUUGUCAAUCUGCAAGCCAGUUUCCAAGCUCAGUGUAAGGAUCGAGAGGACCAGCAGAGAGAGGAGUCUGCUAAGUUGCAAGGUGAACUGGAGGAUCUCAGACAGACUGUCCGUUCCCUGGAAGAUGAAUGCCAGUCUUUACAAAAAGACAACUCCAUACUUAUCGAAAAGUGCCGUAGGAUAGAACAAGAGCUUCACAGCUCACAGAAACAAUCUGUUGACCUCACCAGUGACCUCACCAUUCUGCAAAGUACCCGGGAACAGCUUGAAAAUGAAAUGGGCUCAUUAAAAGACCAGAACCAGCGGGAGGCAUCACACUUGAAGUCUCAACUUAAAGAGGCAGAGAAGCGAGUCCACAAUGUGCGACAAGAGUUUGAAGACACACAAGCUAAAUUGUCUGAGCUCAAGGUGACGUUUGAAAAGACUGAACAAGAAAAGCAGACUAUCAUAGAUGAACUGAAGCAAUGUAAAGAUAACCUAAAGCUGCUGCAGGAGAAAGGAAAGACUAGCUCGUGGCCUUGGAUGUCUGUGGUGGCCGCAUUGGUUGCUGUGACCGCAGUAAUGCUCUAUCCCGGCUUUACCAGGGGAGCGCCGUGAAAGCCAUGUUCCGUCCUCCACUGAAGCUGGCGUUGCUCACAUUUUGGAAAUCACAAACACACACACACAAAAACAGAUCCUAAUCUUCCUUUUUACCUCUUCAGAACCCAAGGCUCUGAAAAAGCAGGCGGCCAUUGCUUUAAACUGUAAUAUAUGUAUGUGUACAGCAGGGGAAUAAACCGAUGACAUUAUUCAACUGUAAA